Molecule: messenger RNA, 312 nt
Organism: Dibothriocephalus latus
Lineage: Eukaryota; Metazoa; Platyhelminthes; Cestoda; Diphyllobothriidea; Diphyllobothriidae
Source: the annotation of a GenBank genome assembly
AUGAUCUCUAUCUACACCUGCAUUGCCUUCAGAGAGUUGCCCACUGUGCCGCCUUUGUUUAUUUUAGCCUUUCCGGACUGCCAAGCCACUAUCUUGGCUAUCCGUCGGGACACGGGAUUUGUGAAGAGUGUCAACGAACCAGGUCUCGUCUGCGGCCUCAUUCUCGAUAAAACCCUGCUCUACGCCGAGGCGGGAGGUCAGUCCGAAGACCACGGCUUUAUCAUACAUGCCACUAAUGAGGUGGGUCCUUUCUCUUACGACAUUUAUGUCCAGCAACAUAAAAUAAGGCAGUGGGUGGCUAAUGGGAUCUGA